Molecule: messenger RNA, 2999 nt
Organism: Ostrea edulis (European flat oyster)
Lineage: Eukaryota; Metazoa; Mollusca; Bivalvia; Ostreida; Ostreidae
Exons: 2
Coding region: 369-1763 (464 amino acids)
Source: RefSeq, a predicted model, not a curated record
AAAACGCCCUCCAGUAAAUUGUCUAAUUAUUAUCACUAUUCUCGUUCUUAUCUCCAGUGAAUCUUGAAAUAAAAUGCCUGGUGGAUAUCCCUAACAUUGUCUCACAAAGGUAAAGUUGUGCGUGAUAUGAUGUGGACAUUAUUUCUUAUAUCGAUACCGGUUGGGUAGUAUACAUAUGCUAAUUUCCUGUGAUAUAUUUCAAAAAUGCAUGGAAAAAAAUACAGGCUCAUCGAGGCGUUUCGAAAGACCGAUUUAUUUCAUCAAGUGAAUUAAAACGUCGUCAACUGCACAAAGAGGAACCCUGGAUUUGUUGUUAUUGAAAGUCAACAGUGAAACGAAUUUUGACGAAUAGAUGUAGACUUUUCCGAAUGUUCAAACGAAAACUGACCAACAUCCUGAAGCGAACAGAAAGCAAUGGAGUGGACCUCUCGGACAUGCAGUGGAGUGUCCAGAAUUAUACACUGGGCGAUAUCGUAGAUAACUUUAAACUUCCUCUUGUUGUGCGUUGUAGCGACGCAACACCUACUGUUGAACAUGGUGAUCAGUUUCGGUUUGAUCUGGCAGAACCUUUAUUGCUCCAUUCUAGAAAGUGGACCCGGAAAAUUCGGGUGAGUUGUCUCCAGAGGGAAGCCUCGUCUGGGCAGAUCACGGAAAUACACCCACAGUAUGUCAUCCCCGAGGACUAUGAGGGCUGGUUUCAAGUAAUAAACAGUCCCUCUGAAAAGUCAACACCCGACACCACACUGGAAUCGGUAGUUGAAAGCGAAGCCAACCAGUUUCUCUCUGCCAGGAGCUUGAGCUGUUUGUCUUUGGUGGCAAUUGGUAAUGAAUCCCCAAGAAUAGUCAGACGACAUGUGAAGAGUGGAGAAAUUUUCACCGUCAGAGGAUUGUUCGAGGGGAAGCGCAAACAAAGUGCUCAAAUAAAGACCAAAUAUGAUGAAAUUCGAAAUGACGGGCGCACUCGGUCAUCUGACAAAAUUCUCAUCUGUGCAGACGAGAAAGACGAGAGCGUUUUAAUUGACGUUACGCAAGGGGGAUGCUUCUACAGGAUUUUCGAAAGCGAAGAGAAUGGCAGCGGAUUGUUGAAGACUGAAGAUCUAAUUGACAAGAAGGAUCAAUUCCCUCUAUUGAUCCGACAUACUUUCGGUGAAUUGCCAAUUAUAGCGUCCACGUAUUCCAGCGUCAUGAAAUGUGUCCGCGUCAUCGAAGAACAGUCCGUAUUGGCGGCGACGCUAAACUGCACUGCAACGCUCCUGGAACUUCAGUGCAAAAGUCCCAUUCGAUUUAAAAUUUGUUUGAAUGACGCAAUAUUGAAAAAUUCAGAAAAUUGUAUGGAAGCACUGCAUAUUUGCGAAAAUGAAGGUGACGACUUCUUGUCCGGUAUAAAAAUUGCCUUUACAAUCCAAAAACAGUACAGUGAGCUUUCAGAACAAGCGAGAGGCAAACCUAAACUGACACAUAAAAUCAGUAACUCCACAUCGGAGGAGCGCACAGCGACAUCUAACGAUUCAGAGGAUAUGGUUUCAAUGUACGAUUCGUUCAGUGACUAUGGUGAAGAAGAUGCUAAUUCUGAAUUUUCAUUCGCCUGGACGCCAGAGCCUCUGAUUAAAAAUCGGAAUAACGUGAAAGAAGACAAAAGUAAAGCGUCAAAAGACGAAAAGAAAUUAACGGCUCCAAAGUUUUUCAACAGCAGUCUUAAUAGUCCGAUGUCCUCAAAAGAGAGCAAACUCAACGCGUGGAAUGAACAGCCUGACGUAGUCUAACAGAACAUGUAUGAUGAGCGGGAUUUGUAUAGUGUAGAUGUAUAUUAUACAUCAUGUUAUGUACAUACUGUAUCAAUAUAUUUACAUUUCUAAUGUUUUUACCUUCGAUAUCAUCACAAAUCAAAAUGAUAGCCAUUCAUAACCAUGAAUGUGAACGAAUAUGCAUGUAUGAAUCUUGAUAAUAACACAGUACAACUACUACUAUUUACGGCUGGAAAUAUUCCAAUGGAAAUGAAAGUAAAGUGUAAAUAUAAAGAAGAUGUUUGUGAAACACUGAUCUUUUGACCUGGUGACCUUUGACCAACUUUUAGAAAGUUCGAUAACCCAUAUCUUUCAAAUUGUAAGAGGCACUGUUUUUAUACCAAGCAUGUGCAUUUUUUGUGAAAAGACCUUUCCAACGAUACCAGAUUUGUUGACCUUGACCAACAAUGUCUUGCAAUUCCAAUUUGUUGUAAUCGGGUCUUGCCACAAGGAAUACACAUACCAAAUAUGAAAGGUCUACCUCUUUGGUGUAAAAGAUAUGACCAUGCAAAGUAGUUUUUUUUUUUUAAAUUUCCAAAAACUAGGUCAAUGUCAACAAAUUUGGUAUCAUUGGAAAGGUCUUCUCACAAAAAAUGCACAUGCUAAAUAUAAAAGCAGUACCUCUAACCAUCUGAAAAUGUGGCUUAUAUUCAAAUUUUCUAAAAGUAGGUGAAGGUCACCAGGUCAAAUAUUUUGGUGUCAAUGGAAAGGCCUUGCCACAGGGAAUACACAUACCAAAUAUGAAAGCUUUACCUCUAAUGGUAUAAGAGAUAUAACCAAGGUUAAAAUGUUUGAAAAUACACCAGGGUAUGAACAGCAAUGCGUCACACCAGUAUACUUUUUAUGAAAUGCUAACGCGUACGCUUCAUGAAGUAUGAUAGCCUAAAGCAUCGCAAUUCAUACCUUGUGUAUUUUCAAAAAUGAAAUUUAUUUCUUAUAUGAAUAUCUUGAUGACAUGAAUUAUAUUUAUAAAUUAACCAACUGCUAUGCACUGUUUAUUUGUUAUAUAAUUAGUAAUCUAAUGAGAAACAGAAAAUCUACACAAAAAUGUUUAGCAUUAUAUUGAUGGAAAUUUUGCCAAACUAUGUAUAUGUCUUACUUUUCGUAGUAAACAAUUUCUGCAAGGAUUGUGAAUUUAUGCCCUAUUUCAAAUCAGUACAAAUGUUUGAAUGCAAACCUUUGGUCAUUUAUCGAUAAAGCACAUAGAGAACUGUU